Molecule: messenger RNA, 570 nt
Organism: Cordyceps militaris CM01
Lineage: Eukaryota; Fungi; Ascomycota; Sordariomycetes; Hypocreales; Cordycipitaceae
Product: Rieske
Exons: 2
Coding region: 1-570 (189 amino acids)
Molecular function (GO): 2 iron, 2 sulfur cluster binding
Source: RefSeq, a predicted model, not a curated record
AUGAGCCACCUUUGGUCCCAGGCUAGGCCUGAUGCUCAAUGGGUUCCUGUGGGCCCUCUUGCGCACUUCCCCGACGUUGGCGCCGAGGACGGCAAUCUAAUCCAGCCCAGGAACUGCGAAGCCGACGCCGCCAAGAGCCUGCCCGGGUGCCGCAUCUUGCUCAUCCCCAAGACCGAUCCUUCCCAGGCGGCCGAGAUUGCCAUUCCGCCCGGCGCGGCGACAUCGCCAAGCGAGGGCCAAGACUUGAAGGACCAGGUGGUGGUGUUUCGGUACCGCGACAAGGUGCACGCCCUCGACCAUCAAUGCCCGCACAACGCAUACCCGCUGUCCAAUGGGACACCCUUUGACAUUGAGGACUUUGGCGUUAUCCUCAGCGCCGGUCUCACCUGCCCAAAGCAUGGGUGGUCCUUUGACCUUUUUACUGGCCAGUCGGAUCGUGGCCUUUACAAGCUUCCUGUCUGGGAAGUCCAGCUCCGUGACGUCGACGGCAAUCCGUGGUCGGGUAGCCUCAGAGGCAACCCCCCUGAUGGCCAGACCGUGUGGGUGCGGAGACGACAGAGAAUCGGCUAA